Messenger RNA from Diorhabda sublineata, 870 nucleotides. RefSeq lists its product as uncharacterized. Gene Ontology annotation, cellular component: nucleus. NCBI's taxonomy places the organism in Eukaryota, Metazoa, Arthropoda, Insecta, Coleoptera, Chrysomelidae. The transcript is spliced from 2 exons. The record is from RefSeq and is a predicted model, not a curated record. The coding region runs from base 1 to 870 and encodes 289 amino acids. Gene Ontology annotation, molecular function: DNA binding.
AUGUGCUUAGAGGCUAUUAGGUCAGGUGACUUAAUCCAAAGAGCUGCAGAAAAAAGGUAUACUAUACCUAGAUCUACGAUAAAGAACAAACGUAAAGAGACUUAUACAAAAAAUGUAGAACGUGUAAGAAUCUUUAGUGAUGAAGAGGAGCAUGUUUUCGAACAACAUCAAUUAAAAUUAAAUAGAAUUAAAAUGCCAGACUAUGGGUUCCCUCUAGUUGAAAUUGAUUUUGGUUAUGCAGUUAAAAGCUAUUUGGACAAAAAAGGUGGACACAUUUCCUUCUUAAAAAGACAUGAAAAUCUGACUCUUAGGAUAAGUUCCAAUAUCAAAAAGGUCAGAGCCGAAGUACAUGUUUCUCUCAUCGAAAAUUACAUUGAUAAUCUCAAAGAAGAGGUUGAAGAUGUUCACCCAAAUAAUAUAUUCAAAUACGAUGAGACGAACCUUACUGACGACCCCGGGAACAAAAAGGUUAUCUGGAAGGAAGGAGCAAAAUACGUGGAUAACAUUUGCAAUUUAAGUAAAAGUGCAACAUCAAUAUUGAUGCCUGGGAAUGCUGCAGGUGACCUCUUGUCCCCAUAUUUUAUCUAUAGAGCUAAGCACUUGUGUUCCACAUGGACUGAGAAUGGUCCUGAAGGAACUCGAUGUAACCACUCUAAAAGUGGGUGGUUUGAUGCAGUAUGCUUCGAUGAUUGGUUCCAGUUACCAGGUGUUGAAAAUCUAGAUGGUCCUAAAGUUAUCAUUGGAGAUAACUUAUCUUCUCACAUGAGUUUGCAUGUGCUUAAGCCCUGUGAAAAGAAUAAUAUAAGGUUCGUUUGCGUCCCUUCGAAUUCAACACAUUUAACGCAACCAUUGCCUUCUUUGGACCAAUGA